Molecule: messenger RNA, 1837 nt
Organism: Frankliniella occidentalis (western flower thrips)
Lineage: Eukaryota; Metazoa; Arthropoda; Insecta; Thysanoptera; Thripidae
Exons: 2
Coding region: 915-1682 (255 amino acids)
Source: RefSeq, a predicted model, not a curated record
GACAAGCUGCACCGGGAGCAGCGAACACGCAUCGCGCCACGCGGCGCCCCCCGUCCCGCCCCGCCCCUCCCUACCCCGGCAGACGCCAGGCGCCGGUGCAUCGGGUGUGCAUCGCGAGGUGCUACGUUGCCCUCCGCAGGCAGCGCACUCCGCGGGCGAACAUUGAUCGGCUACCUUAUUCGUGCUGUUGUGUGCGAGUGUGCGUGUCCGCGUUCGCGUGUGAGGAGGGCGACACCUGCGCGUCGUUGGACUCCCACUACUUCCCCCCGCGAGUGCGUCGUCGACCUCCAGGGGAGCGGUCUGCCGCGUCCAGUGCGGGUGGCACCGGCACCGGCCGCGCGAGGACGCCGGGAGAAGAAGACCCUCGACACUUGUGCGUGGAGCCUGCUGCCGCAUGCCGCCGCGUGGUGAAGUGUGCUGCCCUUAAUUGCCAUGCCGCGCUCCCUCCCACGGACUUUCGCCCGCGGUCGGGGCCGCGCCGCGCCGGCCGCGCCUCCGCCGCGGGACAGCUAGAGCGACGGCCUGUCCGUCCCGCGCGUCCCCGGACGGCAGCGUCCCCCCGGUGGUGCAUCACAAGGGAUCGCCGCCGGCACCGCGGCACCGCGGCACCGCCGCCCGGCCCCGGCGCACCUGACGAGGAACCCGAGGCGGAGAGGACCCGCGAAACAGCCGGGCUUAUCACGACCGUGUGUCGCAAGACUAUCGCGCCUGUUUGCGCAGAUAGGACCUCGGCUUGCCCUGGACCCAAGGUCGGCCGCCGCCGCCGAGGCCGUCGCCUGCUUCCCUGACCCGCCCCGGGCACCGGAUGGCCGGCAUUAAACGAGUGGUGAUAACGCGAGCCGCUAACGCUCUUGAGUAGCUGUGCCAGCCGCGGGGACCGCCCGGGGCCGUGCGUGCAAGUCAUCACCGCCGCCAUGGAGUACCUGCAGCAGCGACCCAAGCGCGUCGACCUGGACCUGGCGCGCUGCAGCAGCACCUCGCACGGCACCUACGUGUCGCCCGUCGUCGUCGCGGACGGGCGACACCGCCGCUCCCUGCUCACCGCGGCGACGGCCGGCGCUGCCACUAGAACGACGACGACGGCGGCGUCUUCGUUGUUGACAUCCACCUCGCCGACGUCGGCGAGCGAACGCCGAUCCAAGACGCACCAGGACAUGAGGGACUUCGUGAGCGGCAUGACCCGCGAGCGGCAGGGCCAGGAGCGGCGCGAUCGCCAGCAGUAUUACUUCGGCGUGCCUCCGCACAGCCAGGUCGGCAGCGGCUUCAUCAGCAACGGUGCCUUCUACAACGGCGUCGUCGAGCUGAGCAGGCGGCCGGACGGCGGCGCGGCGCGCUCCGGGGGCUCCGGGCGCCGCGCGCUGCGAGAGAAGAAGGUGGACGACGAAGACGACCUGCCGCUGCCCCCGCCCCCGCUACCACCAUCACCGCCGAUCCAGGAAGACGAGCGGCACGCCGACGCCGAGGACGAGGCCGGCGCCAUGGAGCGGAUGUUCCGGGAGGCCAUGGCCGUGGCGGACAGGCGCCAGCAGCAGUGGCGCCAGCAGCCCGCGGGGCCGCCUGCCAGGACGCUAUGGGAGCAGCGGCGGGAGGGCAUCCUGGUCCGGGAAGUGGACGACAGCAGGCCGUGCCUGUCCUGCAGAGACGGCUGCCCCACCGGCUACAAGCAGCACCCGUGGAGGUGAGUCGUCCUCAGCUUUCGGUCGACUUUCUGCUGAGGGACCGGGACUGGGGUCGCGACCGUGAUCGCGACCUCGACGGCCGGGGUCCGCGGGCGCUCCUCGGCCUCCUCCUCCGCCGCCGCCGCCGCUGCGGCCCUUCUGGCAGGCUGCAGCACGGC